UUUCGAGACUCAAACGACUCACCGCCGACACUAGCACCUUGCACCAUGGGAAAACACGACUUCCUGACGCCCAAAGCCAUCGGCAUCCGCAUGAAGGCAAAAGGACUCCAGAAGCUCCGCUGGUUCUGCCAGGUGUGUCAAAAACAGUGUCGAGAUGAAAAUGGCUUCAAAUGCCACACAACUUCCGAAUCCCAUCAACGACAAAUGUUGAUCGUUGCAAACAACCCGGACAAGUUCAUGAGCGGCUACAGUGAAAUGUUCGAGGAGGCCUUCCUCGAGAACUUGAGACGUCGCCACGGCACCAAGAGGAUGCGAGCCACCCAUGUGUACAAUGAGUACAUCCAGGAUAAACUGCACGUCCACAUGAACGCAACGCAGUGGACGACUCUCAGUGGCUUCGUGCAGUACUUGGGACGCACAGGCAAGUGCGUGGUGGAUGAGACCGAGAAAGGCUGGUACAUCCAAUACAUUGACAGGGAUCCGAAGGCUAUCGCGAGGCAAAAAGAACUGGAGAAAAAGAAGAAGGCAGAACUGGACCAUGAAGAGAGGAACAAGCUGUUUAUUAAGCGGCAACUACAAAUUGCCAGUGGAAAAGAGGGCGCGGAUACGCAGCAACAACCGACAAAGUUACAGCGAGGAGAGAACGGAGAGAAGAUUAAAAUGUCGCUGGGAUUGAAGAGAGAAUCUGCGAAGAAGGAGACUGUUGCGUUUACAGCGAAGGCUUCGAGUGUGUUUGGUCAGGGAGAGGAGGGGAGCGAAGAGGCUGAGUCGGAGGAUAAACGUUCGAACAAGAGACACGCGGUGGAUGCUAUUAUAGAGGAGAAUGAGCGACGCAAGAGGGAGAAAAGUCGACAGCUGGAGGAGGAAUCGAAGCGACAGAGGGAGGAGAACUGGGUCACUACUGGUAUUGUGAUCAAGGUGAUGAACAAGAAGGUCGGUGACGGUGCGUACUACAAGUGCAAGGGAGUGGUGAAGGAUGUGGAGGAGAAAUUUUGUGCUACGGUGGAAUUGUUGGAUUCUGGAGACGUGCUACGACUUGAUCAGGAUGAUCUGGAGACGGUCAUCCCGAAACCAGGACGUAAGGUUAAGAUAGUCAACGGACUUGGACGCGGCUGUACUGCGAAGUUACUAGACAUCUCGGUUGAUGACUUUUGCGCUCGCAUCCGAAUCGACUCUGGGUCGUAUCGUGGAGAGAUUUUAGAUCGAGUAGAGUACGAAGACAUUUGCAGACUAGCGGAUGAAUAACCAACAGCGCUGUUGAGAGGAUUUUUCGCAAAUUGAGUCGUGCACGAUAAGCGCAACUGACGCCAUGCGGUUGUUUUGACGGUUUUAGUCAGAUUGGUAACAGCGAGUGUCUGGAAAAAUAUUCAAGUGAAUAAUAUAACAUCCGUCAUUAUCGGUGUAUCCAACACUAGAGGAUAGUGACUUAAUUUGCUCGUACGCUC
Phytophthora nicotianae INRA-310 is the source of this 1445-nucleotide messenger RNA. RefSeq lists its product as hypothetical. The transcript is spliced from 2 exons. The record is from RefSeq and is a predicted model, not a curated record. NCBI's taxonomy places the organism in Eukaryota, Oomycota, Peronosporomycetes, Peronosporales, Peronosporaceae. Bases 46 to 1245 code for a protein of 399 amino acids. Gene Ontology annotation, biological process: DNA replication; DNA damage response. Gene Ontology annotation, cellular component: nucleus. Gene Ontology annotation, molecular function: double-stranded DNA binding.